Molecule: messenger RNA, 940 nt
Organism: Suncus etruscus (white-toothed pygmy shrew)
Lineage: Eukaryota; Metazoa; Chordata; Mammalia; Eulipotyphla; Soricidae
Gene: TMEM138
Product: transmembrane protein 138
Exons: 5
Coding region: 165-653 (162 amino acids)
Cellular component (GO): cilium
Source: RefSeq, a predicted model, not a curated record
GCUGGGCCUCGGAGGUGGUGGCCUUCAAGCUAGGGAGACAGCUGUGAUUCUACAGAACCCACACUUCCCCUUCUCCCUCUCUUUCCCUUCGUCCUGGGGAAGGAGCCCAGAGCUGUUGCCAAGGAACUGGGCAUGUGCCCACGGGGCCUGAGGGUGGGUGGACAAUGUUGCAGACCAGUAACUACAGCCUGGUGCUGUUGCUGCAGUUCCUUCUGCUGUCCUAUGACCUCUUCGUCAACUCCUUCUCGGAGCUGCUCCGCACAGCCCCUGUCAUCCAGCUGGUGCUCUUCAUCAUCCAGGACAUCGCCAUCCUCUUCAACAUCAUCAUCGUUUUCCUCAUGUUCUUCAACACCUUCGUCUUCCAGGCCGGCCUGGUCAACCUGCUGUUCCACAAGUUCAAAGGGACCAUCGCUCUGACGUUUGUCUACCUCGCCCUCAGCAUUGCCCUUCAUGUCUGGGUCAUGAACUUGCGCUGGAAAGACGCCAAGCGCUUUGUCUGGACAGAUGGACUCCAGACGCUGUUUGUCUUCCAGAGACUAGCGGCUGUGCUGUACUGUUACUUCUACAAGCGCACGGCGUUACGGCUGGGCGACCCACGAUUCUACCAGGACUCGCUCUGGCUACGAGAGGCUUUCCUGCAAAUCCGAAGGUGACCAUCUCUGUUCCUGCCGGAUGUCACAGCCACUGUGGUGCCUGCUUGGGCCAGAUCAGCUAACGCUUGGCCCCAGAGCCAGCUGGUCUGCUCACUUGUGUUCAGCUUCAAGGAGUUGACCCCCAGGGUCCGGACAGAUAGCACAGUGGGUAGGGCAUUUGCCUUGCCACGGCCAACCUGGGUUCACACCCGGAAACCAAAAUGGUCCUCCAAGCCUGCUAGGAGUGAUUUCUGACCCAAAAACAAAACAAUGGAGGAGACCCCAGUGCAGAAUCCCCUCCCUUCUCC